Messenger RNA from Cryptomeria japonica (Japanese cedar), 2334 nucleotides. RefSeq lists its product as uncharacterized. The coding region runs from base 1 to 2334 and encodes 777 amino acids. The record is from RefSeq and is a predicted model, not a curated record. Lineage: Eukaryota; Viridiplantae; Streptophyta; Pinopsida; Cupressales; Cupressaceae. The transcript has a single exon.
AUGACUGAAAAAGGUUACCUUUGGGAUACUUGUAAGGUGAAUUUAGAAGGUACGAUUGUAAAGAUGCAGAACAAGCUUAAUGAAACAAAGAUUCUAGCCCACCAUAAUCAAGUCUUAUGCAAUGAAAUAAGUAGAGAAAAAGCUGAGCUAGAAUAUAAUUUAAAUCAAUCCAUUAAUGAAACUCAACAAUUAAAGGAAAAAUUCGCUGAAGAUAGGCACAUGUGGGACGCUUCCAAGGGAGAAUUUGAAGUUACAAUUGCAAAACUGCAAAAUGAUCUCAAUGAAGCGAGAAUGCUAAGCCAAAAGUAUGAAGAUUUGUGGUCUCAAUCAGGACAAGAAAAAAACGAGUUGGAAAAGACUCUUAGACGACUACAAAAUGAAGUCGAUGAAACAAAGAUUUUGAGAGUAAAAGACCAAAAGCAGUGUAAUGUGCUAAGGGAAGAAAACAAUCGGUUAGGACAUAAGUUGAAACAAUGCAAUGACAGGAUUGCAAAAUUAAAUACAAAAAUUAAAGAAGAGGAGCUAUUGUGGGUUUGUAAUAAGGAGGGUUUGGAAAGCAGACUUGCAGAUGCGCAGUAUGAGAAAGAGACAUUGAUCCAGGAAUAUAGAGCUCUGUGGGCCCAUUUAAGAGAUGAAAAAUAUGAGCUGGAAGACAAACUGAGAGAAUGCAACGAUAGGAAUAAGGAAUUGCAUGCACAGAUGAGAGAAUAUUGCCGCUUGUGGGAGGCUCGUAAGGCGAAAUUUGAAGACUCUAUUGCAGGGCUGCAAAAUAAUUUUAAUCAAUCCAUUAAUGAAACUAAACAAUUAAAGGAAAAAUUGGCUACUUGUAAGGGAGAAUUUCAAGUUACAAUUGCAAAACUGCAAAAUGAGCUUAAUGAAGCGACAAUGUUAAGCCAUAAACAUGAGGACUGGUGCUCUCAAUCAGAACAUAAAAAAUAUGAGCUGGAAAAGGCUUUUAUACGGCUACAAAAUGAGCUUGAUGAAACAAAUAUUUUGAGAGAAAAAGACCAAGAAGUAUGUAAUGUGCUAAGAGAAGAGAAUAAUCAGUUAGAAAAUAAGUUGAAAGAAUGCAAUGAUAGGAUUGGGGAUUUAAAUAGAAAAAUUGAAGAAAACGAGUGGUUAUGGGUUAGUAGUAAGGCUGAUUUGGAAAACAAAGUUGCAGAUCUGCAGUCUGAGGAAUGGAUAUUGAGCGAGGAAUAUAAACUUCUGUGGGCCCAUUUAACAGAUGAAAAGGAUGAGUUGGAAAACAAAUUGAGAGAAUGCAACGAUAGGAAUAAGGAGUUGCAUGCGCAGAUGAGAGAAGAUACCCGCUUGUGGGAAUCUUGUAAGGCAAAUUUUGAAAGCUCUGUUGCAGGGCUGCAAAAUAACCUUGAUUUGAUGACUAAUGAAGCGAGAAUUUUGAGCCAGGAAUAUGUAGAAUUGUGCAUUGAAUGUGAGUUUUUGAAGGCACAGCUGGGAGAUUAUAAUGAUAUACUAAGCUCUAUGGAAGAUGAAACAUGUAGCCUAAUGUCUCUCUCAGAGAGCAAUGCAAAGACAGUGGAAGCCUUGCAAACUCAAGUGCAAUUGAUCACCCAUGAACAAAACAAAUUGAGCAAGACAAAUGAAGAACUGACUACAGAAAAUGAAUCUCUGAAAUUGAAAUUGGAAGAACUGACUACUGAAAAUGAGAGGAAGUCACUUAGAUCUAUGCCAGCAAGCAGGGAGGUGCCUUUGAUUCAAGAAAAUGGUUUAUUGAAACAAGUCCAUGAGCUUCAAAACAGGUUUCCACUGAUGAAAGAUUAUAGACGGGUUUCCACUGAUGAUAUGCUCGAUUCGGCAACAUGGGAGAGGCAAUUACUCACAUCUCUAUCAGAAAACAGUGAUAAAAUUAAGGAAGAUCUCGUUAUCGAGAAUAGAACAGUGAAACAAGAAGCCCUUCAACUUGACCAAGAAAACCAACUCUUACAAAAGGACAUAUCGAUUAAACAGUCAUUACUUCACACAAAAGAUGGCAAAAUUACAGAAUUGAAUGCAAAAAUGAGUGAUCUUAAGAAUGAGAUCCAAGUGUUGGAAGAGAUUGCAAGAAAAAAUACUAAAGUACUGGAGGAAUAUGGAGGUGUAAGGGAAGAGCAAGAGAAGAAAAAGGAAAGUGAGGAGAAAAGGGAGGAGUGUAGGGGGAGGGUUUCACAUCGGAACCAAACAGCCUUUAUUGGUAAUUUGAUGUCUUGCAUUCUUCUAGACAUUGAGAAGUCUAAUGUAGGCAGACGCUCAUCUACUGCCACAAAAAGUAUCAGUCUUCCUUCUGAUACACUACUUUGUGGAUGUCCUUAUGGUUGGUUUGGUGGGAUAGUAUAA